Molecule: messenger RNA, 2158 nt
Organism: Arabidopsis arenosa
Lineage: Eukaryota; Viridiplantae; Streptophyta; Magnoliopsida; Brassicales; Brassicaceae
Source: the annotation of a GenBank genome assembly
CGUUGUACACAAAUAUGAUAAGCAACUAGUACUAUGGAAGCAACAUUCUAUUAAAAAGAACAAGGAUUUUGAAAGCUUACGGCCAACAUCGAAAGAGAGGCGAUGCCCUUAUCCUUUGAAAGGUUUCAAGGGGAGGGGGUGUUUGGUUUAUCUUCUUCUUUCUAUUCAGAUUCUCCUAAAAUCUGGUCCAAUCAAGACAAACCCGAAGCAAAACAAGAUCUUGGUUAUGUUGUCGGUGGUCUUUUACCGGAGCCGACGUCUGUUCUCGACGCUUUAAGGAGUCCUAGUCCUCUCGCUUCUUAUUCUUCUACCACCACCACGCUGUCUUCCUCUCACGGCGGUGGUACCACCGUCACCAACACCACCGUAACCGCCGGUGAUGAUAAUAGUAAUAAAUGUAGUCAGAUGGGUUUGGAUGAUCUUGAUGGUGUUCUCUCUGCUUCUUCUCCUGGUCAAGAACAGAGUAUCUUGAGACUUAUCAUGGACCCGGGUUCUGGAUUCGGUGUUUUUGACCCGGGCUUUGGAUUCGGGUCUGGUUCCGGGCCUCUGCCGGUGAGUGAAAAUUCGAAUCCUUUGUGUAGCUUCCCGUUUCAAGAGAUUGCGAAUCCAGCAGAAGCUUUGAUCAAUCCUACAAAUCACUGUUUGUUCUCUAAUCCUCCGUUAUCUCCACCGGCGAAACGGUUUAAUUCCGGAUCUCUUCAUCAACCGGUUUUCCCUUUCUCGGAUCCGGAUCCGGGUCACGACCCGGUUCGUCGUCAGCAUCAGUUUCCGUUCCCAUUUCCGUUUCACCACAACCAGCAACAACAAAUGCCGUCUUCUUCUUCGGCGGUGGCUAUGGUUCCGGUUCCGUCGCCGGGAAUGGCCGGCGAUGACCAGUCAGUCAUCAUCGAGCAGCUGUUCAACGCGGCGGAGCUAAUCGGAACCACCGGAAACAACAAUAACGGCGACCACACCGUUCUCGCGCAAGGGAUAUUGGCGCGGCUCAAUCACCAUCUCAACAGUAACCAUAAGUCUCCGUUUCAAAGAGCGGCUUCUCACAUCGCUGAAGCUCUCCUUUCACUCAUCCACAACGACGCAUCACCACCGUUAAUCACGCCGGAGAAUCUGAUUCUCCGAAUUGCCGCUUACAGAUCCUUCUCCGAAACCUCGCCGUUUCUCCAAUUCGUUAACUUCACAGCGAAUCAAUCGAUUCUUGAGUCCUGCAACGAAUCAGGGUUUGAUCGGAUCCACAUUAUCGAUUUCGACGUUGGAUAUGGAGGACAAUGGUCAUCUCUAAUGCAAGAACUCGCCCCUGGAGGAAGAAGAAGAAACAGAGCAUCAUCUCUGAAAUUAACAGUCUUUGCUCCUCCUCCUUCAACAGUCUCCGACGAGUUCGAGCUCCGGUUUACAGAGGAAAAUCUCAAAACUUUCGCCGGAGAUGUCAAGAUUCCGUUUGAAAUCGAGCUGCUAAGCAUCGAGCUUCUUUUAAACCCAGCUUAUUGGCCACUCUCUCUCCGUUCAUCGGAAAAAGAAGCAAUCGCAGUGAAUCUUCCCGUAAACUCCGUCGCCUCCGGUUACCUUCCGUUAAUCCUCCGUUUCCUUAAACAAAUCUCACCAAACGUCGUCGUUUGCUCAGACAGAGGAUGUGACCGUAACGACGCGCCGUUUCCAAACGCCGUGAUCCACGCGCUUCAGUACCACACUACUCUGCUUGAGUCUCUUGAUGCUAAUCAGAAUCAGGACGAUUCGAGUAUCGAGAGAUUUUGGGUUCAACCAUCGAUUGAGAAGCUGUUGACGAAACGACACCGUUGGAUUGAAAGAUCUCCACCGUGGAGAAGCUUGCUCACACAAUGUGGGUUUUCUCCGGCGAGUUUGAGUCAGACGGCGGAGGCUCAGGCGGAGUGUUUGUUGCAGAGGAAUCCGGUGAGAGGGUUUCACGUUGAGAAAAGACAGUCUUCACUUGUCAUGUGUUGGCAAAGGAAAGAACUUGUUACUGUCUCUGCUUGGAAAUGUUAGAAGAAGAUGAAACCACAAAAUCUCUCUAAGCUAAUUUCUCUGUUUUUCUUUUUUCAGAUUUUAAAUGUUGUUAUGUUGUUCAAUGUUGUUCUUAGUUUCGACUUUGGUACUUGUUUUAACAUUUUAAGGAAGUCAGGAUAUAUAAUCAAAAUCUCCUUUUGUU